AUGGUGCUGCUCGCAAACCUGGGCUCGGAACAGCUCGUGGCCGCCGCGUCCGGCGCGCUGCAGUCGCAGAGCGCGUUCGCGUCCGCGGUGGCGGCCGCCGAGAUCGCCGCGAUCGGCGUGAACAACUGGGGCGCCAGUCUCGGCCUGGCGGCGUGCGCCGCCGGAGUCGGCGCGGCUGCAGUGGCCGCCGCCGCGGGGAAGUUGCGGUGCGGCGCCGACGUUCAGGCGGACGAGUGCCUGGGAGUGUCGACGGCGAAGACUCGAGCGGUGUCGCACUCGCUGUCCGGGGGGUUGCACAUCGGGGCGCUGGGAGCCCUGGCGGUGUACGUGUUCGCGCGCACCCCUGGCGACCGCGCGUCGUCGCACCCGUUGAUCCGCUGGGCUCCGUUCGUGGUCGUCGUGCUGGGGUCUCUCAUGGUGCUGCUGGACCUGACGCGCCACGUGCUCCUGGACCAAAACAUCGCGCCAAUCCACCUCCAUAUGUACAACAAGGACGGCUCUCUCACCACUGUGGGUUCCGCUGCGGUGCUUCCGGCCUUGAGCUUGGCGCUGUUCGCGGGGUCUGGGUGGCGGCUGGCUCCUCCGCCCUUGGUGCUGGAGCCCCUGCCCGUGUCCCCGGCGUGGCUCGAGGAGGUCGCGGAGGCCUGCGAGGCGGCCUCCUCCGCGGCCCUGUACGCCGAGUCGGCGGCUCGGGCGGCCCUCGACGUGGCGGCCUCUCCGCCGCCCCCGCCGCCGCCACCGGCGGACUGCGAGCCCUGCGUCUGCCCGGAGCAGUCGGGUGACGAGGAAGUGGCUCUGGCGGUGCACGUGAUCGUGGGGCUGCUCACGCCGGCGUGGCUCUGGCUGACAGACCGGCGCUGCGGCAGCCCGAGGGAGGAGUGGUGCGCUGAUCUGCCCUGCGGGGCGCGCGCCCGGGUGAGCUACCUCGGCGACCUCGUGGAUCACGAGCGGGUCGUCGUGUCGCCGUCGAGGCGCGAGAAGGAAGGCGAGAUGGUCGACUCGCACAUGUACUGGGUGCUCUCGCCGGACCUGUGGGAGGAGCUUCUGUCGGGGGCCUCCCCGGCCGACGGGCCCUCCGGCGGCGAGCGCAUGGCAGCCAACGCCGCCCCGCCCGCGGGGGGCCGCAAGUUCUGCGGCUUCAGGGAGAGGCUCACGCUGGGCCGGCUGGUGGAGCUGGCCGAGGAGUGCAGGUCAGCGAUGCAUCAGGCCCGCGGGCAGACGCCCGCGGAGGGACCGGCCAAGGUCGAGCUCCCAUCGGGCGCCUUGCUGGACAGCGGCGAGGUGUUCCCGUGGGCCCCCCCGCCGCGCGCGCCCGCCCUGCCGGCGCGGCCCUUCGCGGGCGGCGACGCGGCCGACGCCCUGGCCGCGGCCCCAGCGGGCGCGCCCACGCCGCCUCCGGAGGGCCACGCGUGGGGCUUGGCGGAGCCCGCUCCGGGGCUUCCGAUCGGCACGAUCGUGGGCGCCUCGACGGAGACCCUGAUCGGAGUGGGUAUCGACGCCCUCUGGCACCGGCGUGGCCGGGCGUGGCGAGUGCAGCAGAUGCCGGAGGUCGAGGUGGCCGACUGGUCGUCUCGGCGCGCGGACGAGGAGCUGCGCCGCCUCUUGGAGAUGGCGCCGCCGGCCGCUUCCCCUGGGGAUGGGCCCCUGGCCCUCGGCGCCGGGCCUGCCCCAGGCGAGGGGGCGCCGCCGCCGGGGCCGGGCGACCGCGACGCGGGGGCCGACGCCGGCGACGACGGCCCGAGGUCGGAGGAGCGAGGCGGCGACGACGUCCGCACCCUCUGGGUCGAGCGGGGCGACCAGGGCGAGCGGUUAAUUCAAGGAGUUCAGGAGGGCGAUCAACGAGUCGGCGAGCCACGACUGGGGGACUGGGGGCACCAGCGGCUCGAGGGAGGCUCGACGUGCCUCCGCACGUGCAAGACGAUGUACCGCGCGUCGGGCACCCCACGGGCGUGGCUUGAGAAGUUCUUGCGGGAGAAGAACAUCGCGCCCACCGACCGGGUGGCCCAAGAGCUGCGGCCUCGGGCGGAGGCGCUCGAGGAGGCCGGCUGCUUCGACCAGCUGAACCUGGGCGGCCUCGCCUGCCUCGAGGUCGUCGCUCGCCGGCUCAACGCCAUCGUGGGCGCCCGUAAGCGCGGCGGGGCCCCGUCCUUCGCCAACGCCAUGCACUUGGCGCCGCUGGGCGAGGCGGACGAGCUGCCGGCGCUGGCCCUGAGGCAGCGCGUCUCCCGCCGCGCCAAGGAGGACUGGGAGGCGGAGCAGUCCAUGAAGAAAGCGGAGGCCGUCGACUCUCGCGUCGCGUCGAGCGCGGCGGCCCGCGCCUCUCCGUUGCCGCCGUCCGAUUUUGAGAGAGACCUGUUCCCGGUCCCGUUGGUGAAGGAGCCGGGCGUUCUGGCCCGCGGGCGCAGGUCUCAGCGUAGGGCCCAUGUGCGGCUACGCGAGGUGGACUUGGUGAAUCGCGCCUUGACCAGCUUGAAUUGGAUGGCCGGUUUCAAGGGCGCAUCGUCGUCACCGCAGCCGGGCGCCUUGACCCUGGCCAGGCGCGCAGCCUUCCAGCAGUACUUGUGGCGCGAGGCUCAUCGGCGCCGGGCCGCAGCCCCCCCGGCGCCGCCGAGGGCGGAGGCAGCCCUCUGGGAGCUGCUCCGGGGGCAGUCCGUGUACGAGACGGACGUCGCCCCGAGGAACCUCGUCUCCUACCAGCCCCGCAAUGUCUCGCUGCCCGAGAGCGCGCUGGAGUGCCGCUUCCUCGAGGCAGUUGACUUCGACAGCACGCCGUGUGUCUACAUGGGCCCCGUGCUGGAGAGGAGUUCCAAAUUCUACCGCGCGUUCGUGCGGGAUCUCGCUAGACGUGGACUUCUUGCUUCGAGGCCCGCCGAGUCGGUGGGCAUCUUCUUCGCGGCGAAGUCGGGCGGCGCUCUUCGGCUGAUCAUUGACACUAGGCGCAGCAACGGCCACUUCAGAGCGCCGGGAUCCGUGCGACUUCUGAGCAGCGAGGGGUUCGGGCGCAUCGAGGUAGAGCUGCCGCCCAGGAUCCGCGAGGGCGGGGCCUGCGUUUACGUCGACAACUUGGGCGCCGUCAGCGGCGACGUCUCCCUCAGCGACAGGAUGGUGUCCUAG
Molecule: messenger RNA, 3114 nt
Organism: Prorocentrum cordatum
Lineage: Eukaryota; Dinophyceae; Prorocentrales; Prorocentraceae
Source: the annotation of a GenBank genome assembly